Molecule: messenger RNA, 1236 nt
Organism: Sycon ciliatum
Lineage: Eukaryota; Metazoa; Porifera; Calcarea; Leucosolenida; Sycettidae
Product: protein yippee-like 5
Exons: 6
Coding region: 243-593 (116 amino acids)
Cellular component (GO): ubiquitin ligase complex
Source: RefSeq, a predicted model, not a curated record
CGACAGAUGAAGGCAGGAUAACAACGGCUCGCUUCUGUAGCCGUUGUUAUCAUGCAUUCAUGGUUAUGUUGUCGUUUGUUCUCCUUGUGGUGUGCUAGUAGUAGUAAUAGGUAGAGCGUGUCCUGCGCUCCUGUGUGUUGGGCCUUGACUGUGUUUGGAGAAUAAUCCCUUCAACAAGAAGAUAAGCCAGCUCUCCUGUAUCGUACUGGUCUGGCAUUGAGGCAGACUGAGGCUAAGCUACAAUGGGCAAGGUGUAUUUGACCCACCCUGGUGGUUCCAGGAUAUAUUGCUGUUGGAAUUGUUCAACUGCAUUGACGAACAAGAGUGAAAUGAUGUCGAAUAGGUUCUCUGGGACGACAGGCCGUGCGUUUUUGUUCAAUAAGGCUGUCAACUUAUCUUAUAGCGAACUUCAAGUUCGUUUCAUGCUAACUGGACGUCAUAUUGUCCGUGAUGUUUCCUGUAAAAACUGUGGCUCGCGUCUCGGCUGGAUGUAUGAGUUUGCAACGGAAGAGUCCCAAAAGUACAAGGAGGGUCAUGUUAUAUUGGAGCGUGCUCUGGUGCAAGAAGUCGACGGUCUGCCGAGUGGCGAAUAGGUAUUGCUGUUCUGGCUAGUGGCUUAUCUCCUGCCAACUUCUAUGCAUUGUUGUGUUGUUACUUAUUAUUAGCCUUUUUUCUAUCCCAUAUUAGUUACCUUCCUGGCCCAGUAUGGCGUUGGCCUUUCCUAAGAAGUCUAAACAUAUAUACGUAUGUAGCCAGUACUAACCACCUAACCGCUAUAUAAUUGGUGACAUUCCAUGCUCCCAUUCGCCUGCUUAUCUUUUUAUAUACUUCAAGUAUACCUCCAUACUCGUUCAUCUUGUAAGCAUACCUAAUCCACAUACGUAACUACUCAUAUUCCCCAUGCCUGUAUUGGGUGGGUGUUGCUCGUUCCUAACCUCUCGGUAAUCUUAUCCUUUUUGCCUCUUCGUACUUUCCUCUACCUGCACCAUGGAUGGUACGUGUAUAUUUUUUUACUGCUAUUAGUGUCCACAUGCCCUCGAGUUUUCUACCAGCCAAAAGCUGCUUCAUACGGUGUUUUGUAUAGUUAUUGAACGGCGACGUAUGCUGGCAUCACGCGCAUAGGAUUAUUCUUAGCACUCAUUACGGUAGUCAUCUCUCCAACACCUUCACCACCACGUAUCGAAGAAAGCGUUGUUAUGGUACUCGUGAAUGAAGAAUACUUUUAUGUGUGUCUUA